This is a messenger RNA of Vitrella brassicaformis, 2059 nucleotides long. The record is from the annotation of a GenBank genome assembly. NCBI's taxonomy places the organism in Eukaryota, Vitrellaceae.
AUCCAUUGCCACGUGUUGACAUAUCUAUGCUGGCAAGCGACCAUAUAUAAGAGUCACCACCCAUGCUAUGCGUCCGUCCUUCUCAUGCAUCUAUUCGCUCACUCACUGUCUCAUUACUAUGCUUUUCAGCACAUCCAUCGCCUUGGCUGCCUCCCGCACCCCACUCUCAUACGCACCAUGCACCGUCGCAUAAUGCCGCCUGUUGGUGGCCUCGCCAGCAAACAACACUUUGUUCCCCCUCUCGCCCACCGCCCUGCCCAGCACGUCGCACACGCACCCGCCCUGCCCCUCCCAUCUCACACUCAGAUACGAGUAAGACCCGCGAAAGCACUCAUCCUCACCCCACUGUGUGCACAGCAGGGACACACUCUUAGCUCCAUCCCCUGGUGUCCACUCGUCGCCUGUGGCCUUGCUGAACGCCCUGCAGUACUCGUGCAUGACGUCAGUCGGCUGUCGCACCGCUCUCUUUUCGAGCUGUGACGCACAAGGGCCGACCAGCCAGGAUGUCAUCAGCAGCGACGUCGAGGGCACGGCGGGCAGGAUGGGGUCAAAUGCAUAGAUGCCGGCCGUCCAGUCGUCACCUUGGGAGCCGCCAUCAGCACGAGGCAAUGGCCGUGUCCAGUUGAUGCGCCGCGCGUGAGAGGGCGAGUGGCCAUCGACGGAGGAAGGAGAGCAGCGGACGAAUAGCUUGUCGACCACGCCGAUCCCUCCCGCUUCGAUGGCCCGCCGCUUCCACUCGGGCAAGGGCGGGUCGAAGAGCGAGCUGUGGGCGGCCUUGAGCACGCCCAGACCCACCGUCACAAUCACCACACGGCACUUGAUGACCACACGGUGGCCCGCUUCUUCGUCUUGAUCUCGCCCGUCGUCUGUCUGCUCUGUCGUCUCUCCCUCUCUCGGCACACACCAGUAAGGCGGCGAUGGCUCACAUUGCCUUAGCGCCUCAACGACACAGCCGCCGCCUUCAUCGGCGUCAUACCGGAUGCGUGUUACCCCUGUGCCGAGUAACACAUUGGAUUGGUCGAUGUCGAUGUCGUCGAAGAUCCGCUGUGCGAGUGUCUGCAUGCCGCCCCACACUCGCACGUUAGGCCCUGACAGAUCCUCGAAGGUGGCGUAGUGGUGGGCGGAUAUGUCGGCGAGUGGGUUGCCCUCAAUGGCCUCCUGCAGCCUCGAGAACCACCCAAUCACGCCGGCGCUGGCAGGGUCCUUCUGCAAAAUCUGACAUACACACAGACAGACACCAAUGCCGCAUGAGCAUAUGCCGUGUCAGCCAGUUUUCCCUUCGCUUGCUUGUCUUCUCACCUCUUGAUUGUAUGUCUGAGCCGCAUCCUCCAGGCUCAGGUCUGCCGGCAGGGCGGCAGCUCGCUUAGCGUCACUCGCCUCGUCGCUGAGCCGCUGCCACACCUUGUUCACCAACUCGACUCGCUGCAAAUGACAAGACACACACGUAUACACACACGAGUAUGAUAUUCCAUCAAUGAAUGCUCCUCACCUGAUGUGGUUCCGCUUCGCCCUCCUCGUUGCGGAACUCUGCCUUGCCGUGCGCACGAAAGAAGCGGCCUGGACCGGCUGAACAAAAGGGCCAUCCGCGUCAAUGGAUGGCGUUGCCCUCCCCAUCCCGCCAAGCCUGCCUGUUACUGACCUGCAGCAGCGUUCCGAGCAUUUGGCGGCUUGAGCAGGUCAUAUGUCUUUGCAAAGUCAUACAGAGGGUUGCCUUCUGUGCCGUGCAGCCACUGAGCGCCGCACUCUAGCAUCUCGCCUGCACACAGACGACCAGACCAGUGAGUGCUAGAGCGACGUGUGUGUGGAUACAUACUCUUCAGCAGCAGUACCUGUGUCGAGCUGCAUGGUGCAUGCCCGUCCUCCCACGCGUCCCUUGGCCUCGAUGGCGAUGACAUUCACACCCUCACUCCGGAGAUGCCGCACAGCAGCUAUGCCGGCGAAGCCGAGGCCAAUCACACAGACAUCGCACGAAAGAUCCAUGGAUUUUAGAGCAGAACGCAGCAUGCUUGCAGCCCAAUGGGCGAGCAGAUCUCCUUUCCGCGGUUUCAGCCGAAUCUCC